Molecule: messenger RNA, 1089 nt
Organism: Cyphellophora attinorum
Lineage: Eukaryota; Fungi; Ascomycota; Eurotiomycetes; Chaetothyriales; Cyphellophoraceae
Product: U5 small nuclear ribonucleoprotein 40 kDa protein
Exons: 3
Coding region: 1-1089 (362 amino acids)
Cellular component (GO): catalytic step 2 spliceosome
Molecular function (GO): protein binding; RNA binding
Source: RefSeq, a predicted model, not a curated record
AUGCCUUCCAUCAAGCGGCAAGCAUCGGACAGCUUCAGUGGUCCCAAUCAAGCCCUGGUCAAGCGCCAAAAAUCGAAUUCGGAUCUGAAAGAGAAUGGCGCGUUGACGACCACUGCGAAGGGCAAAGCCCGAGAUGGUACGCUCAUCCAAUCGAUACCCAGGACGACCAGCCUACAAGCACCGAUACUCGAGUUAACGGGACAUUCUGGCGAAGUGUUCGCUGCUCGGUUUUCUAGAGAUGGCCAACAUAUUGCCUCUGGCUCCAAGGAUCGCAGCAUCAUGCUAUGGAAUACAUAUGGGCAGUGCGACAACUACGGCACGCUCACAGGCCAUAAAGGCGCAGUCCUUGACCUACACUGGUCGAGAGACUCUCAAAUACUGUAUUCGGCAUCAGCAGACAUGACAAUCGCAAGCUGGGAUCUCGAGACCGGACUUCGAAUUCGGCGGCACGAAGGCCAUGAAGAAAUCAUAAAUUGCAUAGACAUCGCGAGAAGAGGCAACGAGCUGAUACUAAGCGGAAGCGAUGACGGCUGUAUAGGAAUUUGGGAUCCCCGACAGAAGGCCGCGGUUGACUAUAUCGAGACCGAAUUCCCCAUCACUGCUGUUGCACUCGCCGAGCAAGGGCACGAAAUAUAUUCCGGCGGCAUUGAUAACGACAUCAAAGUGUGGGACGCACGCAAGAAAGAAGUCAUCUAUUCUCUCAGGGGCCAUACUGAGACCAUAACAUCUCUCGAAGUAUCGCCGGACUCACAGACGCUGCUUUCGAACUCGCACGAUUCGACUGUGCGGACGUGGGACAUCCGACCGUUCGCUCCUCAAGAUCGAGCAAUACAGACGUACGAUGGAGCGUCUGCUUCCUACGACAAAAACCUCAUCCGGGCAAGUUGGGCGCCGAAAGGGGACAGGAUAUGCGCCGGAUCGGGUGAUAGAUCAGUAGUGGUCUGGGAUACUCGAACAGCGAAAUUGCUGUACAAGCUGCCUGGACACAAAGGCACAGUGAACGAUGUUCGCUUCUCCCCGGAUGGCGAGCCGAUCAUCGUCUCAGCUUCGACAGAUCGCAAUAUCGUUCUGGGAGAGCUUGGCAGGUGA